Molecule: messenger RNA, 2543 nt
Organism: Myiozetetes cayanensis
Lineage: Eukaryota; Metazoa; Chordata; Aves; Passeriformes; Tyrannidae
Gene: SOCS4
Product: suppressor of cytokine signaling 4
Exons: 3
Coding region: 784-2094 (436 amino acids)
Biological process (GO): negative regulation of epidermal growth factor-activated receptor activity; phosphatidylinositol phosphate biosynthetic process; intracellular signal transduction
Cellular component (GO): phosphatidylinositol 3-kinase complex
Molecular function (GO): 1-phosphatidylinositol-3-kinase regulator activity
Source: RefSeq, a predicted model, not a curated record
CCCUCGGAUGCUGCAGUGAAAGGAAGAGCUGCUUUAGAUGGAUAGCCCGGAGUGGUAAUAGAGCUCUGAAUGCAUCCCUGCCCUUUAUGCAUUUCUCUUUCUGACACUCUGUAAUUAUUUUUGGUCCCCGUUUUAUUGGUGGGGCUGCGAAUCAUGGCUUUGGAAGGGUGUUGAAGGUGUGAUCCCUUAAUGUAACGCCAAACAGUGGGAUUUGGGCACCUGAAUACCCUAUGGCUGAUGUUUUGGAAGGCACCUCUCCUUUGAGCACAGGGAUGUUCAUAACUCAUUUGGGAACAGAGGUUUUGCCUCCUGAGUCCAGCUGACCACUGUUCCUUUCUUCGCACAAUUCCAGCCUGGCUUUGGUGGGGUGACAUCCCUUUCUCUCUUCAGUUAUUCCCUGCUCUUUUCACAGCUCUGGUGUUCUGCCUGAUUAGCAAUCGCUGCUCUGACGUGGCAGAGCCGGCGCCUGGGUUCCAGCAGCCUCCAAACCCCAGGGAAGCGGCUCUGGCUAAUGGUGCGUGGCUUUCCAGCAUCACGUGCUGCUCCUCCAGCUUCACUUCCAGGGCUCAGGUGCCACUGAUGAUUUGUGACAGAGAAAAGAAAGUGACCCAAAAGUGUCAGUUAAGAAACAGAUCCCUGGCAUCCCACCCUGUGGAUUAGUAGCAAACAGGCAUAUCAUCUAGAUAUUUCCAGAAAGUGCCUCGAGGAAGCUUCCUUAUGUAGAGAAACCCCACAAGGAGCACACGGCGCUUCCUGGCAACUCGUGAAGCGAAAGCUGUCACGAUGGCAGAAAACAAGGACAGCGGCGCUAAAAAUGCAGACGUGAGGCCCAAAAGCAGCCGGAGCAGGAGCGCCGACAGGAAGGACGGGUACGUCUGGAGCGGGAAGAAGCUUUCCUGGUCCAAAAAGAGCGAGCACUGUCCCGAUGCCGAGACGGCAAGCGCUGGGGGAAGAGCGGGGACUAAUUUAAGGAGCCAAGAGAGGAAAUACAGCUGCUCGUCCAUCGAGCUGGAUCUCGACCGCUCCUGCGGCCACAGGAUUUUGGGCCGCUCCCUCAAGCAGAAGCUCCAGGAUGCUGUGGGCCAGUGCUUUCCCAUCAAGAACUGCAGCAGCCGGCACGCCUCGGGCCUGCCAUCCAAAAGGAAGAUCCAUAUCAGCGAGCUGAUGCUGGAUAAGUGUCCUUUCCCCCCGCGCUCGGAGCUGGCGUUCCGCUGGCACCUGAUCAAAAGGCACACGGCCCCCAUAAGCCCGAAAGCAGAGGAGUGGAUAAUUGCCGAUUUAUCCCAGCACGGGGAGAGGGAGGACCGGGGUGGGGACGACGAGGUUGCCAAUGGGGGAAUGGACUCUCCCUCCCCGUCCUGCGACUUCGCCGACAGCGGCUCCUCCCGGGGGGACGCGAGGCCCGAGCUGGCCGCAGGUAAGGUGACGAGGAGCAGCAGGGAGGAGAGCGACAUGGACUCCGAUGACGAAGUUAUAACCCUGUGCACGAGUUCCAGGAAAAGGAACAAGCCCAAGUGGGAGACGGAUGACGAGCUGCUGCGGAUGGAAACGCCCCCGAAAUACCACACGCAGAUCGAUUACGUCCACUGCCUCGUCCCAGACCUCCUCCAGAUCAAUAACAACCCCUGCUACUGGGGAGUCAUGGAUAAGUACGCGGCCGAGGCGCUGCUGGAGGGAAAGCCCGAGGGAACGUUUUUGCUGCGAGAUUCCGCCCAGGAGGACUAUCUGUUUUCCGUGAGCUUCAGGCGCUACAGCCGCUCCCUCCACGCGCGGAUCGAGCAGUGGAACCACAACUUCAGCUUCGACGCCCACGAUCCUUGCGUCUUCCACUCCCCCGACAUCACGGGGCUCCUGGAACACUACAAAGACCCGAGCUCCUGUAUGUUCUUUGAGCCACUUUUGUCCACUCCCCUGAACAGGACCUUCCCUUUCUCCCUUCAGCACAUAUGUAGAACGGUCAUUUGCAACUGCACAACUUACGACGGGAUCGAUGCGCUUCCCGUUCCUCCCUCGGUGAAGCUGUACCUGAAGGAAUAUCACUACAAGUCAAAAGUUAGAGUGCUCAGGAUUGAUGUGCCAGAGCAGCAAAGCUAGAAAAUAUUUUUGUGAAAGAGGUUGCCUCUGAAAGGAAUUGUGUCUGAACAGGCAAUAGUAUGUUCCCUCUUUUUUUCCAUCUAGGUUUGGGGUUUUUUUUUUAAUAGCAAUUUGUUUUGGUUUUUUUUUUUCCUUUUUUCCCCUGCAGAUUAUUUACCACCCAAACUAGUUUCUGUCUAAGGCUCUUUUCUCCAAAUGUACUUUGAGUCUUCCCAGCUCCCUUUUUUUGAGAAAUUAUAUUCAUUGUGGGCUUUUGGUACUGUUCCCAGAUUAGAGUUUGAUGGAAUUCCAGGUAGACUUUCUGGUAUUUCUAUAGAUGGAUAGCCGUUAGGUCUGAAAACCCCUAAAAAAUCAGUUUUGGACUGGAUCUGUCUUUUCUAUUGUAGUUGACACGUGUUGCUGACAUGUUUGAAAUAAUGCAGUGUUAACUAAAGAUUGACUCAUCUGUA